AAAUAAAAGAAUGACUGGUAUUGCCGUUGUAAUAAUAAAACGAAUCAAAACAGACAAGAAAUUAUAACCAGUCCUGAUAGGAAGCAGAAUAUCUGUCAAACCGAUAGGAGUUGUUUUUAUCCCUUUUCGCAUUUUUUAAUUCUUGACAGCAUAUAAGAAAAAAAGCCAUGACAUUGCAGUGGUCCUUUAUAGCGGUGUUUCUUUACGGGGAGAUCGGGCUUAUAACUAUACUUCUCCUACCCUUUAUAUCAGCAUCAAGAUGGCAGAAAAUCUUUCGCUCGAGUAUCAUACAGAAGUUUGCUAAGUUUUCCCACAUCUAUUUCAAUGUCUUCAUAGUGAUUCUACUCCUCUUGUUUAUGGAUGCCAUUAGAGAGGUGAGAAAGUAUGCGGGUCCGACCUCCGAAGUGGACCUCAAGCACAAUCCGGACCAGGAAAAUCUCGCUCAUAUGAGACUGUUCAGGGCGCAGAGAAACCUCUACAUUGCUGGAUUCGCCCUGUUUGGUUGGUUCAUUAUUCGUCGCCUGGUGACGUUGCUCUCCCUUCAAGCCCAGAUGCAAGCCCAGUCAGAGGCAAGCCAGAAACAAGCCCAAAGUGCUUCGGAUGCUGCCAAAAAACUAAUGGAGGAGAAGGAUAAUAUCAAAAACAUGGCAAGAAGUGAUGACACUGAUGUGGAUGCCAUUAAGAGGGAAAAAGAUCUCGCAACACAGCUAGAUGAAACCAAACUAGAGCUCAAGAAACUUAAAAAAGAACUCGAGAUGAAGCAAACAGACUUUGAAGCACUGAAGAAGCAGUCAGAGGGUACGAACAAGGAGUAUGACAGACUGUUGAAUGAAUAUUCCAAGGCUCAGGAAAAAUUGGAGUCACCAGAAGACGGAAGCAAGAAAUCAAAUUAGAUUCAAAUUAAAGUUAAUGAAAUUGUGCAAUCUGUGUGAAAGUGUGCGUGCCAAUAGGCUUUGUACCAUACUUGAUUGAAAAACCUGUAUUGCGCACAAAAUUGUGGCCAUUAUAAUGAAUGAUAUUUGUAUAAAAAACACUAGAACAGAAACAAUUGGAUAAUUUGCAAUGAGAUAACUUGUAAGAAUAUAGAUAGCUUUUAUUUGUUAAGUCAAACUAUUUUGUUUGCAUUUUUAUGUUAACAUCAUACAUGUAUAACAGAAUAUUCAGUAAUUCUAUUUAAAAUAAAUGGGGGAUAGGGGUAGGGGAUUUGGGUAAGGGGGAGUAUUCUGUUCUAGAGUACUGUGUUGUUUUUCGGGGGGGGGGGGGGUGUCCAGCUCUACUUUAAUAUUUUUUGUUAAUCAAAUCCACAUCUUUGUUGGAGAUUGACUUUAUGUACAUAUGUAGCGUAUUUCCAAAAUUUUGUUUCAAUUGUAUUCCUUUUCAUCUUGUGUGUCAUUUUGAAAUAUUUAGUCACAAAGUCAAGCUAGUUUCCUCUUUCGGCUGUCCCUUACUUAAUAUUCAUAUAAUCCUUUUCAUGUUAUGAUAUGUUUACUACUCAAUUAUGUUCAUUAAAUAUGCUCUGAUUGAUUCUGUUCAACAUCUAAACUUACUUUAUACUUGUAUAAGAGGAUUCUACUGGCCAAGGUGAUCAACUCUCACAUGGCAGGGUUUAGGCUGACAAACCACCUGGAGUGAUUUUCAUUAUUGGUUCAAAAUGGAUCUUGAAUAUUGACUUAGUUUCAUACUGAAUACCAGGCUAGGGAUAGAUCUCUUGGUCUCUUCAAGCAGGGCACAAGUUUUCAAGAUGGUGGAUCAAAUCUAGGCUCUGUAAGCAAAAAAGAGCCUUGAGAAUGAAUUAAGUAUAAUUUGAAAUUCUGACGUGAAAAGUUUUAGCUUCUUUAUACCAUGGCCUCUCCGAAGAGACAUCUCAUUAAUACUGGGAUGUGAUUUGUCCGCGGAUUCGCGGAAUUCCGCGGAUCUAAUGGCCCCAGGCCCCCCCCCCAAAAAAAAAAAAAAAAAUUUUUUUUUUUUUUGCUGAUUAAAAAAGAUACUAUUGUGCUUUUGGUUGUUAGAGUUGAUAUCCCAGUUUGCUGGGAAAAGUCAGAAGAACCCUCAAAAGAGCUUCUAAAAAGCCAGUUUUUCUUCUAUGACAGUCGUCAGUGUGCUUUUGACCCCAAAAGUGCCCCGAGAACCCAUAGCCGAAAUGGUUUCAGCCCUCCAGUUGCCAGGUCAAUCACAUCCCUGUUAAUAUCAUUCACCACUAAAGACAAAGAAGCUACUAUACACUGAGCAUUUGUUUGACGCGAUUUGACAUACGGUUAUUUUUUUGUUCAUUGGAAAACCCUGAUGUGCAUUAGGGUAUACACACGCGCUUAAAAUGUUUUGAUUGUAUAUUUAAACCUAGGAACGAUUAUGAUGGUGGGUGCUUUUUAAUGGUUAAGGCUGGCAGUGAGAAUUCUUGUUGUGUUGGCUUACUCUCUAAAUAUAAUAACAAAUUUAUAAAAUUAUUUCCGGUGUCAUGUUAUGACCUGAAUAAAACUACGUUACUUUA
Mya arenaria is the source of this 2488-nucleotide messenger RNA. RefSeq names its product B-cell receptor-associated protein 31-like. NCBI's taxonomy places the organism in Eukaryota, Metazoa, Mollusca, Bivalvia, Myida, Myidae. Gene Ontology annotation, biological process: intracellular protein transport; endoplasmic reticulum to Golgi vesicle-mediated transport. The transcript is spliced from 8 exons. Gene Ontology annotation, cellular component: endoplasmic reticulum; endoplasmic reticulum membrane. The coding region runs from base 168 to 893 and encodes 241 amino acids. The record is from RefSeq and is a predicted model, not a curated record.